AUGGCUAAGUCUUCUCGCACCGGUGUUCUUCUAUCAAAAGUACGUGAUGAUGCCAUAGAAGAAUUCAGAGACAACAUCAAACGACAUUUCUAUGACACAUUGAACAAAAUAGGUGAAAAACACAUUGAGGAGUCUAAAACUCAUGAGCAAUAUGAUAAAUUACUUGAUCAAACGCUUGAUGAUCUUACAUUUUACAAUCAUUUAAAUGAUCCACACAGGGAUAAUGUAUAUGACUCAUUUCUGUCAUCAUUAGCCGAUAAAAGUAUACCAUUACAACUGACCAAUUUAAGUGCAACGUUUAAUAACAAACGAAAGCUGCUGGACUUUCAACGUGAUUUCAAACUUGAAGUUGAUCGAUUUCGACAAGCACGCAUAUGUCAACCAACGGUAGAUAAAAUCAAACAACAAAUGAGCUAUCAACACGAACGAGAUUUGGCUAAUUUGGAAAAAGAAUUAGAGAGCUCCAAAAACGAAAUAACUGAAGUGUUUAAACAACAAAUAGCUGCAUUGCAUACAACACAUCAACAAGCAUUGGCAACAACACAUGAUACUCAUAAACAGGAACUAGCAACCAUCCAUGAUAAACAUCUACAACAAUUAGCAUCUACACAAAACACUCAUAAAGAAGAAUUUGAUAAAGCUCAAACAACACACGCCACACUUCUCGCAACAACACAUACCACACAUAAGGAUGAGGUAAACAAACUGAAUGAAAAUUUUAAUCAAAAACUGACAGUAUUAGCUAAUGAACAUAAAAAUGAAUUAGAAAAAGUCAAAGAACUACAUAAACAAGAGAUAACAAAAAUCAAUGAUACGUGUGAGAAAAUGAAAAAAGAUAUGGACGUUCAACAUGCCAAUCAAUUAUCGAAAAUUAAACAUGAGUUAGACGAGGUUCAGCAACAGUUACGUGGUGCUGUGAAGAAACUAGAUGAAAAUAUUCAACAUCGUUUGCAAGAAGUUAUGAAAAAAUUAGAUGAAUUUCAUGUUGGCGUUAAAGAUACACAUCGCCCUGCACAAUCACAUGGAGAAACUUCAGAACAAAAAAAGAAACUGAACAUUUCAUGA
This is a messenger RNA of Didymodactylos carnosus, 1065 nucleotides long. Lineage: Eukaryota; Metazoa; Rotifera; Eurotatoria; Philodinida; Philodinidae. The record is from the annotation of a GenBank genome assembly.